AUGUUUUCAUCCUCACAUGUGUGGCAGUUCAGCAAUGCUCAUGUGAUUGAAGGCGAACGGAAAGCGAAACUAACUGAAGAGGAAGAGGCCUGUGACUCCCGAGAAAACCCGAUCAGCGUAAGGUCCUCGAAAACCUCCACCUCCUCACCUGGGCCGGAACCGGGAGACCCCGCUGCCGCGUUUACAGUCCGAACUCUGGAUGGAGAGUUCGCCUUCAAGCCCGGUGACCUGCAGGGACCUGUCAUCAUCCACGCCUUCACUAACAAGUCGGGGUUCUUGGAGUGCCUGUGGAGCUCCGAGUCGUCCCUGACCAGCCUGGUGCAGGACCUGCCGGACACCACACAGGUCCUCUUCCUGUCCCUGGACGACUCUGCGGUCACUGAUGCUCUGUGGAUGAGGGAGCAGCUGCAGCGGGUCGCCCUGCACAGCGGUAAGAAGGAGGUCCUGUCCCGGCUGCACUUCUCUCCUCUGCCGGUCUUCACUCUGGGAAACUGGAUUCCCAGCGUGCUUUACUACUGGGGAGGCUCGUCCCGUGUCCUCACCCAGGCUGUUUUCACCUCGGAGGGGUGGAACUUGCCGAUUAUUAUCAAGAGACUUGACGGCAGGUACGAUUGGCUCAUGACAAAAUGGGGUCCCAAGUCGCAUCAGCUGGUGGAUGCAGAUGACGGAUGUGAACCUGCUCCUGCGGUGGCGGGCGCUGUGGCCUGGGUGUCUGAGGGAAACUGCUCCUUCUUCACUAAGUUGGAGAACAUGGCCAAAUCCAACGCCUCCGGUGUCCUCGUCUAUGCUCUCCCUGGUAACCCGCUCCAGGAUAUGAACUGCGAGGGGGACGAUUGCAACACGACACUGAAAAUCCCCGCUUCCAUGGUGCACCUGGAGCCGUCAGUGGCUCAGGCGCUUCAGUCUGGACAGCUGGUGUAUGUGACCUUCCAGAUCACACCGUCACCGAGCUUCUUCCUAUGCAUUGACCAGCAGGGGGCGCUGGCUGAGAUGGGCUGGUUCCUCUACCCCUCUUUUAGUUUUAUCAACUGGCAGGCUCAGUGGUUUGAUUUCUAUGCAGAGCUGCAGAUGAAGCUCCAGAAACCUGCAAAGGUCAUUCCUGUAUUUGACAAAGUGCUGAUGCAGGGGGAGAAAGGAGCAGUGGCCACAGUCAACCUGCCGUUAGGAUUGUUGGACUACGAUCUGCUGGAGCUGGACGCGUCCCUGUCGUGUCCCGGCAGGAGGGACUCGACCUGCGCUCACUGGGAUCACACAGUGCAGCUGUUUGUGUGCUGCGAUCACACUGGUCCGUACUGCAACACAGAGCUGGGCCGAUGGAUCACCGCCUUCCGCAGAGGAACUGGUCGUUGGCUGACUGACGUGUCUCCUCUGCGCCCCCUGCUGGACAGCCACCAGUGCACCCUCACAAUGAAGACGGUGCCCUGGGCCAUGCCGUGGUUCGUCUCUCUCAACCUGAGAUUCAGCGUCAGCAAUCAGACAGCUUCAGGAAACUUUACAGACGAUGGUGACGAGGAGAACCUGCGCCCGUUCAGAGUGAUGCCUCUGUACAGCGGGGGAACCUUCAACAAAAACUACAACAAGAGAUUCAAGCCAAUCAAAUUCUCCGUCCCCACAUCAACAAAAAAGGUGGAGCUGUACGCCAUCAUCACGGCACACGGCAGCGACGACAACAGUUGCGGAGAGUUUUGUGUCACCUCCCAUCACUUCCUGUUCAACGCUUACUAUAACAACACGCUCUUAUUCGAUUCUGCAGGAUCACCUCUGGGCUGUGCCAUGCGGGUCAAAGAGGGGGCGGUGCCAAACGAACACGGCACAUGGCUGUACGGACGGGGAGGCUGGUGUGACGGACUGCAGGUUGAUCCCUGGAGGCUCGAUAUCACCACACAGCUGGACAUCAGCGGGUCUGAAUCAAACACCGUCCUCUACUUUGGCCUGUUCAACGGGACGGAUCCCAAUCCAUCCAAGGACCCUGGAUACAUUAUUAUGUCGUCUUUUCUCAUCUUCUACAAAUGAUACCUCUCUGUGAAACUCAAAAAUCUGAACAUUUCUGUUGGACUGGAGGAUACUACACUGAAUGUACAAUCAAGCCAAAGAUUAAAUGUCUAUUUUCGUAA
Messenger RNA from Labrus bergylta (ballan wrasse), 2114 nucleotides. RefSeq lists its product as uncharacterized. NCBI's taxonomy places the organism in Eukaryota, Metazoa, Chordata, Actinopteri, Labriformes, Labridae. Gene Ontology annotation, molecular function: oxidoreductase activity, acting on paired donors, with incorporation or reduction of molecular oxygen, reduced ascorbate as one donor, and incorporation of one atom of oxygen. The record is from RefSeq and is a predicted model, not a curated record.